Sodiomyces alkalinus F11 is the source of this 1569-nucleotide messenger RNA. RefSeq lists its product as hypothetical. Lineage: Eukaryota; Fungi; Ascomycota; Sordariomycetes; Glomerellales; Plectosphaerellaceae. The record is from RefSeq and is a predicted model, not a curated record. The transcript has 3 exons. Bases 306 to 1346 code for a protein of 346 amino acids.
ACGGAGGCCGGAGACCGUAGGUGGCGCUCCUCUUCCGGGCGGGCAACGUAGGCGACGCGGUCAGGGCCAGACUUGGCGAGUUCCAGAGGCGGCUGAAAGAGGCGGAGGGCGCGGGGAAGAGCCACGAGCGAAAGGAACUAUACCGAGAGGCGGCCGCCCAGCUUCGACCUAUAUUCGUCGGUCGUGGAAAAAAGUCUUACUGUGACGGGCAGCCGGUCGUGCGGACAAACGAAGCCAUCUUCCGGCUAUGGCCGUGCACCUACGAUAGUCACGACGACUUGGCGUGGCAUCGGGCGAACGAGUCGAUGCGCCGAAAAAUCAAGACCAAGUGGGAUAAGUGCGCGAACGGUCAAGCGCCCGGGAGCCUAGCAGUCAGCGAGGCGUACCAGCAUAUGGACAGGGUCCGCACGGAGCUGGAGACCUUUGGCGCUCAGCAAAUGGGUCCGCGAGACCAUGAAGGCAGCAGGGCCGCGGGGGCAUCGGCCUCCGCCGCCGCAACCAACAACGACAAUUGGACGCCUGUGCUAUAUACCCACUGGCUAGAGAAGGAAGCGACUCGGGACGCGCCAAAACAACUCGUGCUUAGUACCGCGAGGGAGAAAAAUAUCCGAGUCGAGCGGCUCGUGCAACUUGUGGACGGGGCAUUCCAGAAGGCGCCGACAGCCGCGGGCAAUGUGCUAGUGUUCUGUGUCGAUCCAGGCGACGCAUCCCUUCUACAAAUCGCCCUCGAGACGAUAGCGGCGGCCAGAAAGCAGCGGAAACAUAGCGAUGGUGGCGGGGAGGGCGGUCGACAGCAGCGGGAGCCGGAGCUAAUCCCGCAACUAAUCGCCCAGGCGCACGAGGAGGGCGCGCGGGGCAGUAUCAAGAAGUGGUUCCAGGCGACAGAUCCAGGUGCGGUCAAGAUUCUUAUCUCCACGUACGAGCUACUUGGAACCGGUCACAACGACCUCGAAAGGGCAUGUCACCUGACGGUUUUGUUCUACGUGUCCCGGCUGCCGUCGAGCAUCGAGCAGGCCGUGGGCCGCCUCACGAGACCGGCACAGACGCGACAGGUGGAGGCGUACGUGCUGUAUACCGAGCUAUGCGUGGUUGAGUUGUUGGAUAUGUCGGUGCUCGCGUCUCGCAGGGCGUUUGCGGGUGUGGAUGAGAACGGCUGGAACGACCUGUUCCAGCGCAUCCUGGCCGAGCCCACCUCCAGCCCCGCAUCCACCAUCACGGCCACCGCACCAAGCACCCCGGCCGGCAGCAAGACAAAACGACCGCGCCUUUGUCGUCAGCGCCGGAGGAUAUUCCACGCAGCGGCGGCAGCAGCUCCGUCACAAAGUGGCCAUCUGGGGGCGUACUAGGUCGUUCUGGAAGCGGCAGCGGCAGCGAGUAUCCGCCCACAUGCAUAACGAGGCGGCUGGAUAUAAGGCCAACCACGGCGCACCCGAGCAUGUUAAGCAACAAAGUGAUCCCGCAUGGCCGGGAUGGCGCGUCGGGUCUUGCCCGGGCAUGUGCCGCAGUGGCUUGGAGUAUUGUCGCCCAGUAUGGGACGUAUGACCGUUUAGCAAACAAUGUCGACGCCGU